CCUGCCGAUCCCUUUUCCUUGCCUUUUCUUCCGUUCCCUUGGUGUUUCGCGACUCUCUUGCGGGGAUUCGCUUCCUGCGGCUGAUGAAUUGUGCCUCGAGAUUGAUCCGACCUAAAAUCUCAUACUCCAUAUUCCAACGGGAAGUGUAUCACCUUUUCAAUCUGUUGUACUCCGUAUUUGCUGGUCAACUCUUCUUCCUCACCUUACAGUUGCUUGUUUCUCUCCUCUUUCGCUUCAGUCUUCGUAUCCGUCGUCAUUGUCCUCAUUCUCUUUGACAUUGUACCUUUCGUCACUCGUGUUUCUCAGUACUAUCGACCACCCGAGUCACUCCUCGCACUCUUUCGGGCUCUUAAUAUUCACCUUCGUACACUUCCUGGUCACUUCAACCUCGUCGACAACCACGAGUACAUCCUUUCGUUCGAUAAAUCUAUCUUCGCCGUUGUAUACAAUACACCAAUUACUUGCGCCGCUUUGGCGCGUACUACCCUCCACCUCUUCAUCGCCUACGACAUCUCUUCACCAUGCGUCUUUCACCUCUUCUAUGCCUGGCGCCUCUCGCCGCGGCCAUUACCCUCGAUACCAGUUCGGUGUCCUCCAUCGAAUCAGCCACCUCGGGCGUCGCCUACGAUAUGAUGACAUUUUAUACUGGUAAUCAGACUGGUCAAGUACCGGGACUGCUUCCUGGAUCCUUGAACUGCAAUCCCAACGUUCUUGGGACAUACUGCUGGUGGGAAGCCGGGGCCAUGUGGGGGGCGUUGAUAAACUACUGGCAAUACACAAAUGAUACGACCUAUAACAAUGUGACCAUUGAUGCACUGCAGUUCCAACGAGGGCCCGACAACAACUACAACCCUCCUAACCAGUCAAGAAGUAUGGGUGUCGAUGACCAGGUAUUUUGGGCCUUUUCUGCUCUGGACGCCGUCGAGGCAAACUUUCCCGAAGCAGGAGGCGACAAUCCAUCUUGGUUGUCUCUUGCUCAGGCCGUUUUCAACUUUCAAUAUGACCUGUGGGACCCCUUGACCUGCGGAGGUGGUUUUAGAUGGCAAGUUUUCUCCUUCAACGCCGGAUAUAACUUGAAGAACUCAAUCUCCAACGGAGGCAAUUUUCAACUGGCUGCGCGCCUCGCCUAUAUCACAGGCAACUCGAGUUAUGCGGACUGGGCGAACAAAGUUUGGGACUGGAUGGAAGCGAGCCCGCUGCUACAAACCGACGCCAACACGGGGACGUUCUAUAUUUGGGACAAUACCGACAGUAACGACAACUGCACCAGCGUCCAAAACUUUGUCUGGAGUUAUAAUUACGGUACCAUGCUCUCCGGCGCCGCCUACAUGUAUAACUACACCAACGGAAGCGAUCUCUGGAUGAACCGUGUCGAGACCAUUUUGAACAGCACAUAUUCUCUCUUUUUCCCGCAGCAAUACGGCGGCAAUAUCAUGUACGAAUUGGAAUGCGAGAAAUCUCUAAACUGCGACGAAGAUCAAAAGAGUUUCAAGGCAUACCUUGCCAGAUGGAUGGCCGUCACCAGUAUCCUCGUUCCUAACACGGCAGCCGGCAUCAAACCCAAAUUGGCCGCCAGUGCCGCCGGUGCUGCAGGCCAAUGCGACGGAGGAGACAAUGGUCGAUCGUGCGGUUUGCAAUGGUUUACGCAGACAUGGGACGGCACCACUGGAGUGGGUCAACAGAUGGCUGCAUUAUCAGUCAUGGGAUCCAAUUUGAUGACAGAGAGCAUGCGGCCUCUUACCUUGAGAACGGGAGCGACCUCCAAGAGCAACCCCAAUGCCGGCUCAGAUGCCCCUAGCAACCCAACCGCCAACCGGAAACCCAUCACGACCGCCGACAGAGCCGGAGCCGGCAUCCUUACGAUUUUGAUGGUUGUCAUUGUCGUCGGAGGUAGUGCUUGGUUGGUAUACUAAGACACUAUCCCGCCACCAAUGAGGUGCUCUCACUGUUUUUGGUUUGCAAGAAUUUACGAUACACCUACAAGGAAAUGUUUACGCACCGGAUCACUGGGGGGUUUUGGUUGCCGGCGUUCUUGCUUUGGGGUAUAGGUAUUGUAGUAGCUUAUAACAAGCACAUCGGAAGCUCGAAAUGACGCAGUCAAACUCUCUCGAAAUGGCAAGCCGCCAACGACCCAUCUACUAUACAGCAGACGAAAAUUUGGACGUAGAGCUGGAGUAUUUCUGGCUGAGCAGUGUCGAGAGAAGCUUAUAUGUAUGUCAUCGACAGCAUCUAGCUCAGUCUUUUGGUUUGUCGAGUCCGGUAUCUGAUCUGUGCAGGCCACAGCCGUGAGAGAGAGAGAGACAGAGAGAGAGAGAGAGAGAGAGAGAGAGAGAGAGAGAGAGAGAGAGCUAUAUCUUACCAUAUCUGCCCUAGGUAGGGCAAACCAGGGCAAUGUACAGCAUUUGGGAAGGCGUUUCAUUUAUGAUGGGGGACUUAUCUUAUGGACUAUGAAUUGGCGAAAUACCUUCGAAAAAUAUGAAGGGUUGACGUGCUUUGAUAUAUGUACGUCAGGACAUGAAAACAAGGAGACUCCAGCGAGUCGAGAAGGAUUGUUCAAAAUAGAAAUGGACAUAUUAUGCAUCUCUG
Messenger RNA from Exophiala oligosperma, 2586 nucleotides. RefSeq lists its product as uncharacterized. The transcript has 2 exons. Bases 522 to 1913 code for a protein of 463 amino acids. Lineage: Eukaryota; Fungi; Ascomycota; Eurotiomycetes; Chaetothyriales; Herpotrichiellaceae. The record is from RefSeq and is a predicted model, not a curated record. Gene Ontology annotation, biological process: fungal-type cell wall biogenesis; carbohydrate catabolic process. Gene Ontology annotation, molecular function: mannan endo-1,6-alpha-mannosidase activity.